AUGGCCAUGCGAAGGCUGAAGCAUCUGGAACAAAAACUUGCGAAGUCGCCGAAGUUGUAUGAAAAUGUGUGCAAGCAGGUUCAAGAAUAUCAGAUGAAAGGCUAUGCUCACCUAGCCUCUGAAGAUGAGUUGUCUGGAUCCGACAAUCCUAAAGUCUGGUACCUUCCUUUAAACGUAGUUCUUCAUCCGAGAAAGCUAGAAAAAGUCCGUCUUGUAUGGGAUGCAGCGGCAACAGUGAAGGGCGUUUCCCUCAAUUCGCAGCUCCUCACAGGGCCAGAUAUGCUGGUACCGCUCACGACUGUAAUCAACCGCUUCAGAGAACGUCGGAUCGCUUUCGGAGCAGACAUCCGCGAAAUAUACCAUCAAAUCCGUAUAAGAGAUCUCAACCCUCCAGAUAUCGACGUCACCUACACGAGACCUACAAAACGACUUGUGUUGAGCUGUGUAAUGGGGUUCUUUGACCCGCAGGGUCUGCUCGCCCCAUUUACCAUUCAUGGCCGGAUGCUAGUUCAGGAUUUGUGGCGCACAGGUUGCCAAUGGGACGAUGAAAUUUAUGACAGUAGUUUUGCUAAAUGGAAACGGUGGACCAGCUUGCUACCGGAAGUCAAUGCUAUUCGUAUCCCGCGUUGCUAUUUUAACUGUGUCUCAGCUGAUGGGCAAAUAGAGCUUCAUAUAUUUACGGACGCUAGUGAGUUUGCCUACGGUUGCGUUGCCUACUUUAGGACAAUUAUAAACGGCAAAGUUCAGUGUUCUUUGGUGAUGUCACGUUCGAAAGUGGCGCCAUUAAAGCGUCAAUCGAUUCCACGACUCGAGCUUAUGGCGGCAGUGCUCGGAGCCAGAGCGAUGCACAGUAUUCAGUCGAGUCAUUCUUUCCUCAUUCAGCGAAGAUUUCUUUGGACCGAUUCUUCAACGGUACUUAGCUGGAUCCGUCCUGAGCAACACAACUAUAAGCAGCUUACGGCGUUUAGGAUUGGGGAAAUAGUGGAGUUGACGAGCGUAUCCGACUGGCGAUGGGUCGAGACGAAAUUCAACAUCGCUGACGUGCUUACUAAGUGGGGCAAAGGACGGCCGCUACAAUCGGAUGGACCAUGGUUUCAAGGGUCAGAACUUAUGUACCAACUCGAGCAGGACUGGCCGAGGCAGGUGCUACCAGCUCCGGGUACAAAGGAGGAGAUGAGAGCGUUUUCUCUUUUCCACGACGUUAACGUUCCAGAGCGUUUGAUGAACGUACAAAACAUUUCCCGCUGGCUUAAAUAG
Topomyia yanbarensis is the source of this 1257-nucleotide messenger RNA. RefSeq lists its product as uncharacterized. Lineage: Eukaryota; Metazoa; Arthropoda; Insecta; Diptera; Culicidae. The record is from RefSeq and is a predicted model, not a curated record. The coding region runs from base 1 to 1257 and encodes 418 amino acids. The transcript has a single exon.